This is a messenger RNA of Polyodon spathula (Mississippi paddlefish), 2395 nucleotides long. Its product is annotated as LHFPL tetraspan subfamily member 3 protein. The transcript has 4 exons. The coding region runs from base 1231 to 1911 and encodes 226 amino acids. Gene Ontology annotation, cellular component: plasma membrane. The record is from RefSeq and is a predicted model, not a curated record. Gene Ontology annotation, biological process: sensory perception of sound. Lineage: Eukaryota; Metazoa; Chordata; Actinopteri; Acipenseriformes; Polyodontidae.
UUAAUUAUUGGCGUUCUUAGCAGCCAGUAGCCACCAUGUUGUUCAAGCAGCAUGCUGGAUCUUCAACUGAAGGCAGCCUUUUUGUUGGAUGCCUUUAACAAAAAUGCAAUUUCAGCGGCAUAACUUUGGUUUCCAUCUUGCACCGGCGCUGAGCACACCCGAGGCUGCGGCUCUCCGCUUGCAGGAAUCGCGCAGUGAGCGCUGGGGAGCGAGCAGUGUCGCACACAGGAGCCGAGCAGGAGGGGAGGCUGUGCGCUGCAUCUGAAACUAAGCAUGCUUUAUCUGAGCAGAGACACAUAGAUGACACCGUGAAGAAAACCGGAGAAGAUUUUUCAAUUUUCGGUGUUGACGCGGUUACAGACAAGGAGCCGGAGAGAGGCAAUGGAUUUUAUUUAUUUUUAUGUUGGUUUCUGUUUUAGUUUUUUUUCUUCUUCACUGAAGAAAUGCACUGCUGCUAAUUUUAAUACAUGCUCUGAAUACAUUAUAUUCUCGAUAAUGCAAAGAGGGCUUUAAACAAUAAUAAUAAUAAUAAUAAUAAUAAUAAUAAUAAUAAUAAUAAUAAUAAUACAGAAACGAGACCUGCUUUUUGAUAUUUUAUCGCCAUUUUUGUAUCAAAUGUGUGUCAUCGGAGACUGAAGGUUGUUCAAAAGAAUGAUCUCCGUGGCAACGGACUGCAGUUUUCUCCUCUAAUCCGGAGGUAAAAUCCGGUGUUUUAAUUUGACUUCUCCCUCACGUCAUAGCGAAAUGCAAUAACCUGGAUAUUGUAGCUAAAAAAAAAGCAUUUCAUUGGGGUUAUUCCUGUGUUUGCAGUCCACAUUUUCCGAGGUGUGAUCUGAUAUUCUCUUUACAGCAGCCGGGUCAAAUGGCGUGUUUCAAUUACACAGUUAAACAUUAAACCAGAAAGCAGAUGCUGUGACAGGAUCGCAAACACCGAGAGAGAGAGAAAGAGAGAGAGCAGCUGGGAUCUUCGUCUAAUAAUAAACACUGAGAACGACCACGAAUUAUAAUUUGAAGGAGAAAGAGAAAAUGACGGAUUUCUCUCCUUAUUUAUUUACUCACUUGACUGAGGAAGCGAUGUGAAUUGCUUCUCGCACAGUUAAUUGCUGUUGGUGAUUAAUAAUAAUAUUAACAGAAAUAAACGGGUGUAAGGACGCACGCGGCAGGUAUUUCAUAAUCAUAACGACAUUAUAAAUAUUGAUAAUCACACUGACAGUAACAGCCGCGUUAGAGAUGGUGCCCGGCACCGCCGCAGCCAUGCUACCAGCACAGGACGCUGCGAAGAUUUACCAAACGAACUACUUGAGGAAUUCCCGGGCGAUCGGAGUCCUGUGGGCGAUUUUCACCAUCUUAUUCGCCAUCGUUAACGUGGUGUGUUUCAUAGAGCCCUACUGGAUCGGGGACGGAGUGGACACGCCGCAAGCCGGCUACUUCGGCCUCUUCCACUACUGCAUCGGGAACGGGAUCUCCAGGGAGCUGACGUGCCGGGGCAGCUUCACCGACUUCGACACCAUCCCCUCCGGCGCCUUCAAAGCGGCCUCGUUCUUCAUAGGGAUGUCCAUGGUGAUGGUCAUCACCUGUAUCGUCUGCUUCACCCUCUUCUUCUUCUGCAGCACCGCCACUGCCUACAAGAUCUGCGGCUGGAUGCAGCUGACGUCCGCGGCCUGUCUGGUGCUGGGCUGUCUGAUCUUCCCUGAUGGCUGGGACUCUGACGAGGUGAGGCGCAUGUGUGGCGAGCACACAGACAAGUACACCCUGGGGGCGUGCUCCAUGCGCUGGGCCUACAUCCUGGCUAUCAUGGGGAUCCUGGAUGCGCUCAUCCUGUCCUUCCUCGCCUUCGUCCUGGGGAACCGGCAGAACAGCCUGCUUCCAGACGAGCUGCUGGCCGACACCAAGGAUAAUGGAAAUGCUUAACACAAGGCAAUGUCUUGUUGCCGCUCAGUAGAUGGCGAUCAUGAAGCUUUUUUACCCAUCACCCAGAGGGGGAGAGGCAGGCCGCGGCUCUGGAGAGCUGAGAGAGAGUGAGAGAGUGUGAGAGAGCCGCCGCUCUCCCAGGCUUUAACAACAGCACCCCCUGCAGGUGACAGGCAGCAGCCCACCCAUCAUUGAGACCGGCAGGCUUCCACACUGCAGGAGACAGCAACUACUUAGAGCUGACUUUGUAUAGCGUAGCGUUAGAUCAAUGUGAAAAAAACUAAACCAAUACAAAAACAACAACCAUUACACCAGUGUGAUAUCAUGCACAUUACAGACUUUGAUAUAUGUUAAAAAAAAAAAAAAGAAACAUUCACUACCCUGCAUUUACUUCUCAGUUUUGAAUUAGCUGUCUCUCAGAUCCCCAGUACAAUGCUGAGAUCUCUAUACUGUACUGUAUUGAAUGUGCUGGCUCUCAGAUCCA